CAACUCCACCAGCACCAGUCCACUGACUCUGAGAUUUCCAGUCUCGGAUUUCAGAUGCUUUAUCUCCUAGAGCUGUUUAGUUUGUCAUUAUCGAGCGUGAACACUAACACUGCAGUGGAUUUAACUGCAAGUGUAUAAUAAUAAUAAUAAUAAUAAUAUGACAGAGCAGCGCUUUAUUAGUGCGCGUCCUUUCUCUUAGGUCUGACUGGGGGGUUGGGAGGGCGAAAGCAAAUCUUUUGACCCCAGCCAUCAUCCUCUGACUCGGUUGCUCUUUCUUCUUCUUCUGCUUCAUCGCCCGGGAUGUGACGAACCGAUUCCUGAUUCCUGAAAGCGGUUGACUGGAGCGGAGCCGAGUCUCGUGCGUGUGUUUUAUUGCUCAGUCAUUGAGCGCGUGCUGCGCGGCGUUGACACCAUGGAGAGCGUGGAGAAGGAGUGCGGCGCUCUGGGUGGAUUAUUCCAGGCGAUCGUCAACGACAUGAAGAACUCAUACCCAGUGUGGGAGGACUUCAGUGCCAAGGCCACAAAACUACACUCGCAACUCAGGACCACAGUACUGGCGGCAGCUGCUUUCCUGGAUGCUUUUCAGAAGGUGGCAGACAUGGCAACAAGCACAAGAGGUGCUACCAGGGACAUCGGUUCUGCUCUGACCCGAAUGUGCAUGCGCCACCGCAGCAUCGAGGCCAAACUGCGACACUUUACCAAUGCUCUUAUGGAGAAACUGGUCACACCACUCCAAGACAAGAUAGAGGAGUGGAAGAAGACAGCUGCUCUUCUAGAUAAAGAUCAUGCCAAAGAAUACAAACGGUCUCGACAGGAGAUUAAGAAGAAGUCCUCUGAUACUCUAAAGCUACAGAAAAAGGCCAGGAAAGGACGAGGAGGAUUGCAGCCACAAUUGGACAGUGCUAUGCAGGAUGUGAGCGACAUGUACUUGCUGAUGGAGGAGACAGAGAAACAAGCCGUGCGCCGAGCCCUCCUUGAGGAGAGGGGGCGCUACUGCACAUUCAUUAGCUUCUUGCAGCCUGUCGUGAAUGGAGAGAUUUCUAUGCUGGGAGAAGUAACUCAUCUCCAGGCCAUUAUGGAUGAUCUUUCUGUGCUGAUCACCGAUCCACAUAAACUACCAGAGGCCAGUGAACAGGUCAUCGUGGACUUGAAGGGUUCUGACUACAGCUGGUCCUACCAGACGCCCCCCUCCUCCCCUAGCAGUACUGGCUCCAGGAAGAGCAGCCUGUGCAGUUUGGUGCAUCUACCACCAGGUGGCGUACAUCGCCUGAGCAGCGUCUCCUCUCAUGAUUCUGGAUUCGUCUCUCAUGAUGCCAACAUGCACUCCAAACCUCCAUCUCCCAUGCCAUCAGACAUUACCAGCCAGAAGUCAUCCAGCUCUGCAUCUUCAGAAGCAUCAGAGACAUGUCAGUCUGUAAGCGAAUGUGGCUCUCCCGUAGCAUUUGGCUCGUCCUUCGCUACUUUCCACCUUGCUCACACUUACAAUGGCUCCAUCAGAUCUCUCCCUUUUAUAUCCUAUAAUCAUUCCCCUGGAUCUCACUCACCCUCACCCUCAACCAAAGUUCAUCACUGGAAGCAGCAAGAUUGGUCAAAAAUACCUCACUAUGAGCAGCAGGGGGUAGCACUGCAGCGCAGGAGUGAAACUGUGGAGUCACCUAGUGGGGUGAGAGGGUCUUUGCACCCAGAGGACCCCUAUAGGACUAGAGUGAAUCCUACAAACAUCAGUAGCAAGCACGGGAAACCGAUAUCUGCAGCCAGUGAGCUCGCCAUGGUCCUGACGCGUGGUCUGAGCAUGGAGCAGCAGAAGAGCAGUUGUGACUCUCUGCAGUAUUCGAGUGGAUACAGCACACAGAACACCACUCCCUCCUGUUCAGAGGAUACCAUCCCCUCACAUGCUUCUGACUAUGACAGCUACUCACUGAAUGGAGAUGGUAUCUGUGAUCCUCAAUCAGAUUUCGACAAAUCUUCUACUGUCCCUCGAAACAGCAACCUUGCCCAGAAUUAUCGUCGCAUGAUCCAGACCAAGAGGCCUGCAAGCACUGCAGGGAUUCCGGGAGGUAUGGGUGCCCAUGGUGCGCCUGGAUCCAAUGGCAAAGGAGGAGGAGGAGCUGUCAUAUCUUCUGGUACAGCCACCAUUCGUCGGACUCCAUCCUCCAAAACUGGCGUGAGACGCACCCCAUCUAAUGUGGGUCCUAUUCCCAUCCGUCCUCCUAUUGUCCCAGUGAAGACACCAACUGUGCCAAACUCGCCUGGCUUCCCCAGCCCUCCCCCAGACCACAAUGGCAGUGAGGAGAGCUUGUUCAAUGAGGACCCUUUAGAGAACUUGGAGUUCAAAGCUUCACCAAAGCGAAUGAGCCUGCCUAAUCCAAUGGCUUGGGGCACAGGAACUGGGAUGAGCAUUCAUGUCCCGCAGCCUAGGGCUAUGUCUCUCAGUACAGAGGAGGACCAGCUUCUGGCUGCCAACCGCCACAGCCUGGUGGAGAAGAUUGGUGAGCUAGUGGCUAGCGCCCAUGCUCUUGGAGAUGGCCAAUUCCCAUUUCCUGCAGAUGCCCAGGCAGGUCUUGGAAGCCAACAGGACCCAGGGCCCCUGUCUGAAAGUGGCGACAUUCUGAAGUCAAUCCGUAGAGGAGUGCGUCUCAGGAAAACCGUCUGUAAUGACAGGUCAGCACCCAGGAUCAUGCGAUAGCUUUAAUAGGAUCUCAGUAAAGGUUCUGCACAAAGAUGAAUACGUGUGUGUAUAUAAAAUGUUUAAAGAAUUGUACAAAUUAAAUUACAAACCCUCUUGUUGUUUCACAAGGCAGGCCAGUGUGAUGUGAUGUGUAAAUGGACACAAUUUCUGUAUGGACUGUUGAAGUUGGUAGGAAUACUACCAUUAUUGGAAAGAAAAACUAGAAUGGACUUACAGCUUAAGAGAUGAGAAUAUGUUUGAAGUACAUAUAAACGCUCUAGUUAUAUCUGGUAUCUGUUUAAAGUUUUGAUUUGUAAUUACUAUGUUAAUCAUAUAUUAUUCAACUGUAACUGACAUAAAGUGAGUUUGACUAAUUUCCUUUCUCCUUAGCUAAUGACUUUGUAAAAAAAAAAGCAACAAAAAAUCCCAAAGUGUCUUCUUGUUGAUUAAAGCACCAACAUAGCCUGCUUACACUCAGAGGGACCACAUAAAUAACAAACUGUAUAUACUGUAAACUGCCAAAUAAAACAUCCAAGAUUACCACACUUUACAUAA
This is a messenger RNA of Clarias gariepinus (North African catfish), 3223 nucleotides long. RefSeq names its product MTSS I-BAR domain containing 2a (gene mtss1la). Gene Ontology annotation, molecular function: actin binding; phospholipid binding. Lineage: Eukaryota; Metazoa; Chordata; Actinopteri; Siluriformes; Clariidae. Gene Ontology annotation, biological process: plasma membrane organization; cell projection assembly. The coding region runs from base 413 to 2686 and encodes 757 amino acids. The transcript has 15 exons. Gene Ontology annotation, cellular component: actin cytoskeleton; cytoplasmic side of plasma membrane. The record is from RefSeq and is a predicted model, not a curated record.